GAGCGCGCGCGGCGGGGCCAAUCAGAGGCGCCCACGACCCAGCCCGGAGAAGUUAGAGCCGUCCGUCCGGGGGCGCCGCCACUGUCGCCGCGGGCGUCGCGGGGGGGGGCGGCGGCGAUGGUGUCUCCCGCGGCCUCCGCCGGCCGCCUGGGCUCCGCGCUGCCCUUCCUGCUGGUGCUCUUCGACCUGCAGUACCAGGGAGCUGAAUGUGGAAUAAAUGCUGAAGUAGAAAAACAACUUGAAAUGGGAAAGAAGUUAUUGGCUGCUGGACAGCUAGCAGAUGCUUUGUCUCACUUUCAUGCGGCCAUAGAGGGAGACUCUGAUAACUACAUUGCUUAUUACAGAAGAGCCACAGUGUACUUAGCCAUGGGCAAAUCUAAAGCAGCAAUUCGUGAUUUAAGUAAAGUGGUUGAAUUAAAGCAGGACUUCACAGCAGCAAGAUUACAGAGAGGACACUUACUGCUCAAGCAAGGAAAAUUUGACGAAGCAGAGGAUGACUUUAAAAAUGUGCUCAAAUCCAAUCCUAGCAAUAAUGAGGAAAAAGAAGCCCAGACUCAGCUGACAAAAUCUGAUGAGCUACAGCGCCUGCAUUCACAAGCAUUAUCUGCCUACCAGCGAGAGGAUUACGUAGCUGCUAUUUCUCUUCUUGAUGAAAUCUUGGCAGUUUGUGUUUGGGAUGCAGAGCUACGGGAACUUCGAGCUGAGUGUUAUAUAAAGGAAGGGGAACCAAGCAAAGCCAUUAGUGACUUGAAAGCUGCUGCCAAAUUAAAGAAUGAUAACACUGAAGCCUUCUAUAAAAUCAGCAGAAUAUAUUAUCAGCUGGGGGACCAUGAAUUAUCACUCAGUGAAGUCCGGGAGUGUCUGAAACUGGACCAAGACCACAAGCAGUGCUUCUCUCUCUAUAAGCAAGUAAAGAAACUCAAUAAGCAGAUCGAGUCAGCAGAGGAAUUCAUCAGAGAAGGCAGAUAUGAAGAUGCUAUCAGUAAAUACGACUCUGUAAUGAAAACUGAGCCAGAAGUCCCAGUUUAUGCUACUCGUGCCAAGGAAAGGAUCUGCCACUGUUUAUCAAAGAAUCAGCAGGCUACAGAAGCCAUAAAAGUUUGUACAGAAGUUCUGCAACUGGAACCAACCAAUGUGAAUGCCCUGAAAGACAGAGCAGAAGCUUAUUUGCUGGAAGACCUGUAUGAAGAAGCUAUUAAAGACUAUGAGACUGCUCAAGCCAAUAGUGAAAAUGACCAGCAGAUUCGGGAGGGGCUGGAACGUGCCCAGAGGAUGCUGAAGCAAUCGCAGAAGAGGGAUUACUAUAAAAUCUUAGGAGUAAAAAGAAAUGCUCGAAAGCAAGAAAUCAUAAAAGCUUACAGAAAGCUGGCCUCUCAGUGGCACCCUGAUAACUUCCAGAGUGAGGAAGAAAAGAAGAAAGCAGAGAAAAAAUUCAUUGAUAUAGCAGCUGCUAAAGAAGUCCUCACUGAUCCAGAAAUGAGGCGGAAGUUUGAUGCGGGAGAGGACCCACUGGAUGCGGAGAGUCAGCAGGGCGGGGGCAACCCUUUCCACAGGAACUGGAACACGUGGCAAGGAUUCAACCCCUUUGGUUCUGGAGGAGGACCAUUUACAUUCAAAUUUCACUUCAGUUAGAGCCAAGACUGUUUCCGGUGGCUGCUGCUGUUUUUUACUUAAUUCGUUGAAAAAUAAAAAGUCUCUCGGUUCAAGACCCAAAAAUCUUAAUUUCUAAUGUUGUCCUUAACCCAGAGUCUUACUGCCCUGGGAGAAAGCUCCUUCUUUCUUUUAGUAUUCGGAGAGUUUGCUUUGUGCUGAACUUGACAAGCUCAAACUGGUUGGGGGGGUUUGUUACUGCCCGCGUGUUUGCUGUGGAUCUGCAGGACAUGCUUAUUUCCAUGGAAAAAAAAAAAAAACAGUAAGAAGCUAUUAGGACAACACUUAAACUUAGGACUCAAGUAUAUGCUUAAAGGUUAAAAAAUGCAUGUAAAUAUUUUUUGGAAUCGGGGCCUAAUAAAAGUGGGAAGGGUAGUUACAAUAGUCGCUACGGUAACAAAUUGUUUUAAGUCAUUGUCCAUCUCUCAGUAUUCUUAAAAGGAAACGCUAGUGCCCACCUGCUGUAUUCCUGCCGGCGGUGCCACAGGUGGGCUGAGGAGGCUGCCUGUGGAAUGAGUCUGCACAACCGCUCCCAAAGAAGAUCGCUUGUAACUAAUUGUAUUUGAAAAUAUCCGCUCACUUCAUUCAUUAACCUGAAAUGAAUCGGGAUGAUUUCCUUGGUAAUUGUCAAAUAUGAAAGUAAAAAAAAAAAAAGAUGUGUUUUGAAAGACUUUUCCGAAUGUGAUUUGGGAUGUUUAGGUAUCACUUUUGAGUAGUUUGCACUUUAACAAAAUACCUGCUUGAGAUUUGAGCAAAAAAAAUUCAAUGUGACGUUUCCCCGAGUAUGCAGCGGUUCGUUACUUCUGUGUACGUAAGCUCAGAACCCGUACAAGUUGUGAGGUGAGCGGGCUGCGGGAACACUAUAUUAACUCUUCCCUCCUCCCAUAAUACACCUUCAUUUCUGUUGGGUGAUGCAACAGUGAGUUACUACUACGUGAAGUUAUUUGAAGUAAUCUUACGUCUUGUGUAACCAGCCGCAGUACUGCAAAAACAACGGCCUGUGUGCAAAAAAAGAGGGGCUGAUUUUUCCAUUAGCCAAAAGUCUGGGGUUUUUUUUUCUAUAUGCACGUAGCUAAAAUGGAUUUGGCGUUAUUGAUCCGACUGUGUGAACGCAGUGUGAGGUAUUAUCCGGCUGUAGCUGCUGGGAGUGAAUCGGCUUCUCGUUCUGUAACCAAACAUAUCGCGAUUACUGAUGAGUUUCAUCAGCAGCCAUCUUCUUAAAAUGCAAGAAUUACAGUUCACCAACGUUUUUCUUGAUUGAAUUUUAACUGGAAAACAAUAAUCAGUUGAUAGGAAUCUUCUCUCGCUUGAGCUCGUGGCAACUUGAAAGCACAAGCGGCCUCAGUAAAACAAAUGAAAUCAGCAAAUCAGGCCUUCAAUCUGAAAGAGGGGGUUUUAUUGCUGUAAUGGGAGUUGCUGUUGAAGCGUAACCCUUUGUCUCCUGCCUCAGGUACUUUACAGAUGGAAUUGUGAGGCCGUGUGGCUUUGCAGAAUGUUUUUCAACAGCAAUUUAAAGGUCAAUGUUUGUUCAGCAGAAAUUUAUCUUCAAGCUGACGAGUGUGUGUGGUGAUUUCCAACAAGCUGAUGGCACAAAAACCCCCCAGCAGCCUGUUAAACGCCGCUGUCAGGUAUCUCCCAAAUUGAAUGACUUUUCUAGAAGUUUGACUUCUGCUUUUCACCUGUCUGGAAGCUUUUUGUUUAAACUCCGUAGAAGAUGCUCAGGAUGCUGUCGAUGCCGUUGCGGGCCAGCGCAGUUCUCCUGGCACCUCUGAGGGCUCAGACGUAGGAACCUGCUGCACAAUAAAUACCCCGUUACCCCCCUGCUGUCAGCCCAUGCAGCCGGGUCUCUCUGCGCGUGGUUUUUUUGCUCACAGUAAGUAAAAGAUGGAAAUAGGGAGCUUUCAUGUACAGCGGCCGCUCUCGGCUGCCGUCACCCCUCUGUCCCCAAGGGCUGGAUGAGCCAGACCCAGCGAUCGCUUGUUGUGCGUGUGGGAGCCGCUGCUCUGCAUAAACACUUUUAUAUUGCCUUGUUCACUACAGAAGGGGCUGUUUUUAAAUUACUCUUGAAUGACCGGUGUAAGCAAUACGUUGUAUUUUGUACAUAGGAGUGUUGCGCAGUUCCGGGAAGCCGCAGCGGCCACCGCAGAGAGCCGUGCCUGCGCGCUGGGGGAGUGCGAGAAAUGGUACAGCUUCUUGUAAAGGGCGGCCCCUGCUCGUCCCUCUCCCUUCUCUCUUUUGAAAGCUGUAGGUGAGAAGAUUGUUCCCUGGUUUUUAAUUUUUUUUUUCUUUUAGGGAAGGAAUUAGACAGUCCCUCCUAAGUCAAUUAUUCAGUGACAUUAGAGCGGUGCCUGUUCCUCUCUCUAAGGCAGCGGCCAGCUCUGCUGCACGCAGGAAGCAGUCGGGAACAAAAAGGAUAUGCUCGUUUUGACAAGGAAUGGGAAACUCCUUAAGUACUAAGGAGGAAAAAAAAAAAGGCUUGAAUGUAGUCAGUAGAAGGCAGCAGAUGAUGAAUGCGUGAAUGCUGUUCACAGCUUCCUUCUGGGGAAGACACUGUCUUGAAAACCCCAAAAAUGACAAUGGAGAAAGCGGCGUUCUGAUAUUGAGCAGCUGCUGGUUACAAGAGUGUUACGGCUCCAGCGCCGUCUUUAAGGGAGCAGAUACUGGCUUUUAGCUCUGAGGUACUUCUGAAAAUACAGAAAGACAAAGUUGUGUUAAAAAGGAGGCAUUUGCCUUUCAAGGAUCUCCAGACACGCAUUUUCCUGAUGUGACUCUAGAAAACGAAGCGCUGGGAACACACCGAGUGUUAACGGCGCAAGCGAUGUGCAAGGAAGCUGAAUUAGCUUUUCUAUUUAUUAGUGGGUGUUCUGUAGUGCAAUAAUGUUCAUUAACUGAGCAUUGAAAUAAAUGUCUUGGUAUUUUGUAAACCCUGA
Chroicocephalus ridibundus (black-headed gull) is the source of this 4580-nucleotide messenger RNA. It is a transcript of the gene DNAJC3, whose product is annotated as DnaJ heat shock protein family (Hsp40) member C3. Bases 118 to 1632 code for a protein of 504 amino acids. Gene Ontology annotation, molecular function: misfolded protein binding; protein-folding chaperone binding. The record is from RefSeq and is a predicted model, not a curated record. Gene Ontology annotation, cellular component: endoplasmic reticulum. NCBI's taxonomy places the organism in Eukaryota, Metazoa, Chordata, Aves, Charadriiformes, Laridae. The transcript has 12 exons. Gene Ontology annotation, biological process: protein folding in endoplasmic reticulum.